Molecule: messenger RNA, 1440 nt
Organism: Ananas comosus (pineapple)
Lineage: Eukaryota; Viridiplantae; Streptophyta; Magnoliopsida; Poales; Bromeliaceae
Exons: 8
Coding region: 156-1190 (344 amino acids)
Molecular function (GO): zinc ion binding
Source: RefSeq, a predicted model, not a curated record
GGGAGCGAGGAAGAGAGAGAGGAGGGGAGAGAACGAGGAGACGAUCUCGAGUUCUAGGGUUUGGAUCCAUGGAUCCCUUCUCCUCCUCUCCUCUUCCUCUUCCUCUUCCCUGAGACGACUCUCAUCCUCUCUCCGCGACCCUGCUUUCGAGACCCAUGGCGGAUCUGGGGAGCUCGUCGCCUCUCAUCGCUCCGGCGAAGCUGGCGGAGCCCGGCGAGAUCGACCUCGAAGCCGGCGAGGAGGGACAGCUCCAGUGCCGGAUCUGCCUCGAAACAGACGGUAGGGAUUUUAUCGCCCCGUGCAAGUGCAAGGGUACUUCCAAGUAUGUCCACCGCGAAUGCCUCGAUCAUUGGCGAGCUGUUAGGGAGGGUUUUGCAUUUGCCCACUGCACAACCUGCAAGGCUCCUUACUACUUGAGGGUUCAUGUCCAUGCCGACAGGAAAUGGAGGACUUUGAAGUUCCGAUUCUUCGUUACUAGAGAUAUAUUGUUUAUCUUUAUGUUAGUUCAACUUGUAAUUUCAUCCUUAGCAUAUCUGGUAUACCUAAUUGAUAGCUACCAACAAUAUUGGUUGCGGUUGGCCUGGGGUUUCGACAGUGAAGUUAGUUUCUACUACAUAUGUGGAGCGCUGUUGUUUUUUGCUUUGCUCGGGUUGUCAGGAUGCUUCAUAACUUGUUACGACCGACGAGUGCGCAAUGAUCUGGCGCAGCCGUGCCGAGAGUUAUGUCUUUGUUGUUGUCACCCAGGAAUGUGUGCAGACUGCCAUCUACCUGGCACUCUAUGCAUGUGGACCGACUGUGCCACAUGCUGCGAAGGCUGUGCAAGUACAGCGGGCGAAUGUGGUGGUUGCCUAGGAGGAGCUGGUGAAGCUGGGCUUCCAUUGUUGCUCAUCAUGGGAUUGAUCGUGCUCGGGCUAUUCACGAUUAUCGGCAUCUUCUAUAGCGUUCUUGUGGCUACUAUGGUAGGCCAGCGGAUCUGGCAGCGGCAUUAUCACAUACUUGCUAAGCGGAUGCUAACCAAAGCUGCCCGGGCCUUAUUAUCCUCAAAAACAUAUAAAGGGGGAGAUUGGGAAGAUGGCUUUUGGGAGGAGGAGUAUGUCGUGGAGGAUGUCGACGGCGAGGGCGCAGAUUGGUGCCCACCGCUCCUUCCACCCGAGCACAUUCAACAACUGAAGGCGCUCGGACUCCUAUAGCCUAAUUCCUUCACUAGGUUGGCACCCGAAAAGUACAGAGCGUAUAGAGAAGAAUGUGUAUGUUAUAAGCGGCAUUGAUGCCUAUGAGGAUUGUACAUCUAAAUGCGGCACACAGGCACUUGUGAGUCCAUAUUCUGCUUCAGGAUUUUCAGCUUCACAUAACCUCUUUCUUAUAUUGUAAAUGGGAUUAUCCAAUCGUGUAUAAAAUGGAGUUAUCAUUGGUAGCAUUUUAUUUAUUAAUGUUUAUCAA